This is a messenger RNA of Gregarina niphandrodes, 4071 nucleotides long. RefSeq lists its product as hypothetical. The record is from RefSeq and is a predicted model, not a curated record. The transcript has a single exon. The coding region runs from base 1 to 4071 and encodes 1356 amino acids. NCBI's taxonomy places the organism in Eukaryota, Apicomplexa, Conoidasida, Eugregarinorida, Gregarinidae.
AUGGGCGUGGAAAAAAUGUUCGUUGCCGUGUUCUGGGUGUGUGUGGCGGGUCUAAACCCGAGUGCUUCCGAACGUUUGAACGCGGCGUCGCGGGAGCGAGUGAAGUUCCCAGUGCGGGAGGUGGCCAGUUGGCGCGAAGAUGCGACACGUGUAUUGCCGCGCUUGGCGCCCGCCGGGAAUCGAACCGGCGCCCUAGGUGCGUGGUGGCGCGCGCACCGUGGCGCCUUGUUCGCACGGCGCCGCUCGCGCAGUGUGUGCGACUCGAUCGCCGGCCGCUCCUGCGCAGCCGUCGACGACUCGCGCAUCGAAGACUUUCUUUGGGACGCCGCCGGCCUCCGCGGACCCAACCUCUACACCCAUCGCUUCACGCGCCUCCUAGACGCGCAAUUGGGGGCCCACCCGCUGGGUUCCGAGCCGCGAGGUGCUUUAUCGGGGGUCCCGUUGGAGGUGCUGAGUCGUUGGCUGAUGGCUGCGGAGCUCCCGCAGCUGUUGGCGGUGCCGGCGCGGACGUGGGCGCUGGGAAUGGAACCGUCGCGCGCACGCACAAGCGGUUUGGCGCGGGCGCUCGCACCGGCGAAGCGGCGUAGACGCUACGCGGUUCCGCGGACGAGUGCUGAGGCGCGUGGGUUGCGCGGGGAGGCGCCGCAGGACGCGGCCUACGACUACUGGCUGCGACAGUUCUGUGCGCCGGGCGCGCUUUGUCCGGCCUGCGUGCGCAGCCCUGCCGCCGGGAAUCGAACCGGCGACCUAGAGGUUGGGGGAGUGUGCCACCGCGUGAACGAUCCGGAAGCGCUAGACAGGCUACUGGACUCAGAGUCGUAUGCACUCGCACCAGACAAGGACCCGCACCCGGGCGUCUUCGGCGGCUCCACCGUCGGACGCCUCCUCGGCCCGCUCCCCGCAAGCCUAUCCGGCACCCUCAGCCUCGCGCUCGAAACAGCCGCGGCGCCUGCCGCCGACGGACGCAAACCCGUCACUGCCGUCGCUCUCAAAGUCGGUGCUGAAAGCCAGGCUCUCGCGCCCCUCCCCUUCCGCCACUUCGCAUCGCGGCCUCGUCCCCCCACGGGGACUGCACGAGUCGGCACCGCAAGGACCGAAACGGCAAAGUCCGGGGCCGCACGGACGGUCGCUGCCGGGGGCACCGAGACACGUCCUUUCCGGGGCCUCGGUCGGCUCCUCAUCCGGUGGUUGCCGGAGGUGGAGUGGCUGUCGGAAGGUAAGUGGUUGCCGUCGCGGUUCCGGACGAGACGCGUUCCGUCGGAACGGACGGCCCAGCGAGCCCUGGAAGGCGCGCGCUGCGACGAUGAGACGGUGCUGUCCAUGCUGAACCGCGAUAAACGAACCUGGCCGCCGGUGGUGGCCGCCCUGAGAAUUGAACCCGUGCUCGUGGAUCGCUGGAUCCACGGUAAGGAUUUCGGCACCACGCGACCGCGGCAUGGCGACCUCCGCCGCGGACCCUUCUCCUUUAAGACCUGGCUUCGCGCACUCACUCGCCAGGCCCUCGGCCGACCCUGGCUCCGCCCUCCGCCCUGGCUGAACGUCCGCCAGUGGCUACACAGCGUCACGGGCCGACCGGCCAAGGCCUACGGGGACAAGAUCCAGGGGGAUAAGAUCUACGGAGACAAGAAGUCUAGCGGCGCCAGCACUACAGAAGAUACCAAAGUGGGCAGUGCUACCAGCGCGGAGGUGGACGCCUUGUCGCCUCGUCGGCUGGAGCUGUACAGUUCGUACCUGCGCUUGUUGUCGAGCGAGAUCUCGCCGAUCGAGCUGCAGGUGGCGGCCGGUGACGACUGGCGCUGGUCGUAUCCGCAAUCCCUCUCCGGCUGGCUGUCUGCGCAAAGCACUGAGAACAUGCCGCCGGGUCACGUGCUCUCGCUCAAGGGUGCCUGGCACAACGCGGGUCUCCUGAGCGAACGGGGCGAGAUACAUCUCGAACCGCCCAUGGUGGUCUCGGAGAUUGGAUUCUCAACAAUGCCUGAGGGUUUAGGUGAAGGCGGGGAUGAUCGUCCUUCAAGGGCGGAUAUGAUAAUGACUGGUUACACAGUCCAUAACGUGACGGAAGGAGAAGGCCAGCUUUACAACUGUCUGCACCAACACCGUCGCGGAGGACAGUGCGAUAACCUCAAUGUCGCCUGGCGAUAUGCGCUGCGCGGGUUCGAGUCCAAGCUGAGCCAAGGACAACUAAUUACGGGGUCGCUUUUCCAGCGCAUUGACUUUAUCGAAAUCAGCGACAAAGCCGGGAAUCGAACCAGUGACCCAGCGGAAUCCGGACGGCUGGAUCGCGCAUACAUGAACAAUCGUAGGCGGGGUUACAUCCCCUCCUUACUGCCCAGUUACGCCCCGCUGCGUCUUAACUACAUCGAUCUGAAUCUGCCAGUGCCGACUUAUCGCAUCCGAUACCCUGUUUCGACGUUCCAUGGGGCCAACUUCCAGGCUUUGUUGAACGAGGCCGUUCGCCACACCGACCUGUACAAGGUGGAGCCCGACGUGGAGGCUAACACAGUUAUCUUGGAAGCGACUGACGACCCGAAUAGCCCCGUCUCCUUCGACCCCGUCUCGUUCGACCCCGUCUCGUUCGACCCCGUCUCCUUCACCCACGACACUUCUCCUACUCAGGACCAUCCGUCCCCUACCCGCGACCCUUCCCCCACUGAGGACCCUGCCCAGCCGAACCGACGGUUGCAUUACUAUUUGCACUUUUACGGGACAGCCCCUUUGCGUGUGAGACAGAACGCACGUUCGGUAGGGUUGGACAAGGGCGCGCCAGUGACACGUGGGUUUCAACUACCGGUGGCGGCACAGACGGCGUACGAUGCAAGUUGGGUUCUCACGGUAAACCGUGCCCUCGCUGAGAAUCGCGGCCGCGCCUUUUUGACUCGAGAUGGCGCUGUCGUGAACUCAGACUUACGACCACUCCGCAGCGCCGUACGCGUGGUCGCCGUACGCAACUUACCCCGCGAAGCAGCACUCGUCUCCGCCCAACAGAUGCACCGACGAUACCUUUCUACUCGAUACGCACUCCACGAAUUUGCCAAAGCCGAACUAGUUCAGAUACCGCACAAUCGGAUACAACUGAACAAAGAAGAACGCGACUCACUUCUAAAACAACUUAAGGAACGACUAGACGAACGACUCGGCAGCAGUAAAGGCCGCGAUGAUGCAGUCGUCCUCGGAGGCGAAGCCGAAGGGAAGACGGAGAGUAGAGCGGGAGACGAAAGGAAGAAGGAAAGUGGAGCCGUAGGUGAGGGGAAAACAGGACGCGAAGGGAAGACUGGAGUUGAGGAUGGCGGGGCGAGCGAAAGCAGUCGCCUCUCGGAGGGUCGAGGGAGCAAUGAAGGCGAGAAUAGAGGCUUGUCCGCUGGUUUGCUUCCCACGGACGAUGGGCCGGAGCUGCCGUUUCCGUUGCAGAUGGACGCCGGCUGGGUGGACACGGUGUCCGCCGAGAACCUGGCGGCGCAGCGCGCAAGUGGGCAACGCACGGAUUCGAACGCACCAGUGCAGGGUUUGGGGAGUGCGGAUUCGGUAAUCGACGCAUUGAGACAGGUGCCUGUGGACGGCGAGAUUGCGGCGAUCGUGGCGGACACAUUGGGGCAGGUGGAGGCUAGUGUCAUGGACUUGGUUCGUGACGUAACGAUUAUCACGGUCACGGAAGACCCUGAGACGGGAGAGACUGUCAGUCGCAAAGUGCGUUUGGACUUGCCUUCGCCUACGCCUCGUGGGGAUCAAGAAUCCUUCAGUCUCGAAGACAACUUGUUUACCCCCAGGGACCACGAUGAUGAGGACGAAGAAGAUGACCAUCGGACCAUCACCUUCGAACUAGCAGUCCUCGAUGAGGAUGGCCGCGAAGUCUACCAGGAAAUCGACAUUCCCAUCCGACUCGUUUCCGUUCAAGACCAUCCUGAAGAACUUCAGCAAUAUCUCCAAGAAGAGCACGACCUUGGCGAAGAAGAAGCUCAACGCGUGGCCGCCGAAGUCCUCCAAGUUCUCGACGGGUAUGACCUCGACCAGUUCGAUGACUUACUCGACAUGCUCGAAGAAUAUAACCUCAACGAUGACGACCUCCUCUUUUAA